AUGAAAUCUCUUGGUGAAAGAGAUUAUGCAGCUCAGGAGACAAUGCAUCAUUUGUUGUCUUUAAAACUCCACAGCACAUCCUUUAAAGUGAUGCCAGUUAUUCUAAAUGGUUCACGUAGAGUGCGUGAUACUGCAAAUAUUGAAGAGGGUGAAUCGUGCACCGAUUAUUCACUUCUUGAUGUGUAUGCUAAUCGUGAACAAUAUGAGAGUUCACAAAAUAUAAUUAAUAUGAACUUUUUUCAAUUUGCUACAAAAUACAAAGUUGUUAACGAUGAACUGACAAAAUUGCCAGAGAAUAUUAUACCACGAAUAUUUCCAACAUAUUCUCCUAAUCCCAAAGGUCCAAAUUUUGGUCUAUAUUGUAAAUAUCAACUUUUGAGGUAUAAACCCUGGAAAACAACCCAAAAUAAUGCAUGGGGUGACCAAGAACCAACUGACGAGGUUCUGAUCAAUUGUUGGCAUGAAUUCUUACAAACACCUUAUGGGUAAUCUAAUGUCCCAGACUGGUUUGAUAAAUUACAAGCUGUCAUUCAAACUCAAGAAGCAGAAGGUGAACCUUCUGAAGAACAGGAAACAACUCGAGAAGAGUGGAUGAUAUUAUCAGACCUCAACAGUCCUUUUGACAACUCUGAGCAAACACCAGAGUCCACAUAUGACUGGCAUCUUGACAGAGCCAAUUAUUCAGAACAGCAGAUCCAAGAAAUGCCAACAUGGAUAAAAACAAACAAAGAGGAAUACACUAUUGAUGAACAAUAUGAUGUUGUUGACAUCAACAGUUUUAGUGAAAUGCAAAAAUUUGCUUAUGAUAUUGUUAAGUCUCAUUUUGAUGACAUAUCAUCUGAGAAAGAGCCAUUAUGUCUCAUUAUAAAUGGUGUUGCGGGAACUGGUAAAAGUUAUCUUAUUAAUGCUAUUAGAAAUCUUCUACAAAGUAAAUGUGCUGUUGCUGCUACCACAGGUAAAGCAGCUUAUAACAUUAGAGUUGUAACUGUGCAUUCUCUAUUAAAGUUACAUAUAGAAUCAAGAGGUAAUAAAGACCUAACAGGAAAAAGCUUGUGUAGGUUACAAGAGAGUGUUAAUAACAUUGGAUACAUCAUUAUUGAUGAAUACUCCAUGCUUGGCCAAGUUACUUUUGGUUGGAUAGACAAGCAUUGCAAACAAGCAACUGGUUCUAAUGACAAAGUAUUUGGAAGAAAAUCAUUGAUUUUAAGUGGUGAUCCUGGUCAAUUGCCACCAGUAGCAGAUAAACCUCUUUACCAUGCUAGACCAUCAAAUUCUGUUGGUGAACAAGGUUAUCAAGCAUAUCAUAUGUUUGACAAAGUUGUUAAACUUACUGUAAAUCAACGUAUGCAAGGUAUGACAUCUGAGCAAGUACAGUUCAGAGAUUUUUUAUUAUGA
Paramuricea clavata is the source of this 1395-nucleotide messenger RNA. NCBI's taxonomy places the organism in Eukaryota, Metazoa, Cnidaria, Anthozoa, Malacalcyonacea, Plexauridae. The record is from the annotation of a GenBank genome assembly.